AUGGACGCCUCCUCCCUCCGCAUCUCCAAGUUCGAUGGAACUAACUUCCACGCCUGGAAGUUCAAGAUGCAGAUGGUGCUGGAGGAACGGGACCUAUGGGAGGUCGUCAGCGGUGAGAUCAAGGCAGAACAGUGCGAGACUCAGUUGGACCAAGCGACGUACAAGAGGAAGUCAAGAAAGGCGAUGGCAGUGAUCUGUCUAGCCAUGGAAGAUUCCCAGCUACCGUUGGUCCGGUCGGCAAGUGGUGCAUGCGACGCAUGGUCAAGGUUGGAAGACCACUUCGAGAAGAAGAGUCUUGCCAACAAGCUGUUCUUGCGCCGUCGCUUCUUCACGACAAUGAUGGAAGAAGGCGACGAUGUGCUCGAACACAUCAACAAGCUCAAGACGCUGGCGGAACAGCUAGAAGCGGUGGGGGCUCCAGUCUGCGAGGACGAUCUGGUGAUCACACUCCUCGGCAGCCUGAGUGACUCGUAUCAAUUCUUGAUCACAGCUUUGGAGUCGCGCUCAGACACUCUUAGCUGGGAGCUCGUGACGUCUCGACUGCUUCAUGAAGAAAUGAAGCGGAAGGAGCAAGGAAGUAAAGGUGAUGAAGCUUCGCAAGGUCAAGCGUUCAUCACAAGGGACAAUCAGCGCAAAGGGCGACCAGUGAAGAAGUCCUGGCCGUGCCACAAUUGCGGAAAGAUUGGUCACUGGAUGGCGGAGUGCCCCUCGCGCAUCCAAGAAAACACGGAGAGACACCGGCCACAGCGUGCUCAAGACAGCGGCGACCGCUAUCGAUCACAACGUGCAAACGUCGCUCAAGAAGAAGACUCGGGCGACUACCUCUUUUCGAUCGGUGAAACGACAUCUGCGAAAUCGAGCGACAUCUGGCUGGUCGACUCCGGGGCGACGCAGCACAUGACGUGCUCCAAGAAGUUCAUGCGGAACUACAAGGGGUUUGACGCUGUGGAUGUCCAUCUCGCGGAUGAUGGAAUCGUCCAAGCAAUCGGCAGUGGGGACAUUGUCAUGUCGAUGAAGACACCCCAAGGGAUGAAGAAAGGUGUGCUCACAAACGUGUGGCACAUCCCAAAGUUAUCCAGAAACCUGUUCUCGGUCGGCCGCUUCACCAAGGAUGUCGGCCCAGUGACGUUCACGAAGGAUGGGUGCUAUGGAGAAGCGAAAGGGACCAAGUGGAAAAUUGGUGCCCGUGAAGGUAAAGGACUGUUCAAGCUGCAAAUGACUCCAGUGGCGCCGGAACAAGCAAAUGCAGCCAAGUCGUCGGGAUGUCAAGGGGGCACCAAGUCGUACCUCUGGCACCUUCGGCUUGGCCACAUAGGUCACGAUGGACUCAAUUGCAUCGUGACGAAGAACAUUGGAAUUGGCAUCGACAUAUCUUCGGUGAAGAAGUGGGACGUGUGUGAAGGUUGUGCUCUGGGAAAACAGACUCGAGUGCGCUUCCAAUCAAACACUACAGCUCGCACCUCCAAACUCCUCGAAGUGAUUCACAGCGACGUAUGCGGACCGAUGUCGAUGGCAACUUUCAGUGGAAAACGGUACUUCGUGACAUUCAUUGAUGACAAGUCAAGAUACUGUGUCGUCUAUCUGCUCAAGAGCAAAUCUGAAGUUGCGGCGAAGUUCAUGGAAUACGCUGCGAUGGCCGAAACGCAAACCGGAAAGCGCGUGAAGUACCUUCAAAGCGACAAUGGGGGUGAAUACAAGUCCGACAAGCUGGCACGAUUCUGCGCGGAACGGGGAAUACAACAAAGGUUCACAACCCCAUAUACUCCUCAGCUAAACGGAGUAGCUGAGAGAAUGAAUCGCACGCUGGUCGAGUGUGCGCGUUGCAUGAUGGAACACGCUGGACUGGGAAAGAGCUACUGGGGUGAAGCAGUGAUGACGGCGAUGUUUCUUCGAAACCGCUGUCCAACACGUGCCAUUCACCAAGACAAGUCUCCAUAUCAAGUGUGGACGAUGAAGAAACCGAUUCUGGCCAACCUUAAAGUGUUUGGAUGCCACGCGUAUGUUCAAGUGCCUCAAGACAAACGCGCGAAGUUCGACUCCAAGUCAUCACUCUGUCGUUUCCUGGGAUACGCCGAACACCAGAAGUCAUAUCGAUUUGAGGAAGUGUCAACAGGAGCGAUCAAGAUCAGUCGCGAUGCCACAUUCAUGGAAGACAAGUUUGAUGAAGGUCCGCGCAACUACAACGAUGAGUCAAGUGUCGUUGAGUUUGAUGAUCAUGAUGAGGACGAAGAAAAAGAAGAAGGUAAAACUGACGACGACAUGGACUCGAGCGACGAUGACAACGAAGACACCAGGUCUUCGAAGAGCAACAUCAAGAGACACACGCGCACUCAAUCACUUGAGAAAGCUACCGUCAUUCCAAGUCCCAAGCGAAGAACAUACAGAGGUCCGUCGCUUGAGCAUGUGUCAGCGGCUGCAAUGGAUUUUGAAGCAGCCUACAUCGUUGAUUCAGUGGGGGAAACGCCGACUACAUUCAAGUCGGCGAUGGAAUCAAGCGACUCCGGCAAGUGGAAAGAAGCGUGUGACUCGGAGUUCGAUUCGCUUCAGAGAAACGACACGUGGGAAAUCGUGCCUCUUCCGAAAGGUCGCAAGGCCAUCGGGUGCCGAUGGGUUUUUCGUGUAAAGGAGAAUCAAGAUGGCGAAGUUGAACGUUUCAAGGCAAGACUUGUGGCCAAAGGAUUCUCACAGAAAUUCGGAGUUGACUAUGAAGAAACUUUCGCACCGGUGGCCAAGUUCACAUCGAUUCGUGUGGUGCUCAGUAUGGCGGCUAAGUACGGCCUAAUGCUACAUCAGAUGGACGUCAAGACAGCGUUUCUUAACGGCUCCCUCAACGAAGACAUCUACAUGGACCAGCCGGACGGAUACCUGGAUGCAACACAGCCGGACUAUGUGUGCAAGCUAAAGAGAUCACUCUACGGCUUGAAGCAAUCGCCUCGCAUGUGGAACCAAACAAUCGAUGGGUUCAUGAUCAAGAUGGGAUUCAAGAAGUGCGAAUCGGACCACUGCAUCUACAUCAAGCGAGACGACCAAGACAUGAUUCUCGUGGUGCUCUACGUCGAUGAUCUCAUCCUGGCCAGCAGCAACAACGAACUCCUCAAGUCAACCAAGAUGGCGCUGAGCAAACGCUUCGAAAUGACGGAUCUCGGUGAGCUCGAUUACUUUCUCGGCAUGGAGAUCAAGAACGACCGUAAAGACGGGAAUGGUGACUGCACAACAAACCAAGUUUCUCAAGUCCGUGUUAACCAAGUUCGGAAUGGAUAA
Messenger RNA from Peronospora matthiolae, 3261 nucleotides. The record is from the annotation of a GenBank genome assembly. NCBI's taxonomy places the organism in Eukaryota, Oomycota, Peronosporomycetes, Peronosporales, Peronosporaceae.